AGUUUCGGAGGUCUAGUUUCUCCAUUCUUCAAGUUUAAAUUUCCCUCAAACUCUCUAAUUUUCGUACGUAACCUAAGCAUCCAACCAUUACAAGACGUGUUGGGGUUUGUUUGCAUUUCAGCAUUUGGUUUCUUUUGGAGGCCCAAUUAGAUCAGCUUCUUAUAGACACUUGUCGAUAAAUUUAUUAAACCAAGCGUUUUCCCAAGUUCCAAAAAAACACACCGAGAGAGAAAAAAAAAAUAUGGAUAGAGUAGAGAUAGAUAAGGAGAGAUUGACGGCGGAGAUGGCGUUUAAAGAUUCUUCCUCUGCCGUCAUCAGAAUUCGACAAGGGUUGCCGGAUUUUUUGCAAUCCGUGAAGCUCAAGUACGUAAAAUUAGGCUAUGGGUACUCGUGCAAUUUAUCCACAAUUCUCAUGUUCGUUCUUGUAAUACCUUUGUCCAUAGCCACUCUGGUUCACCUCGCAGGUCUAAAACUUGAGCGGCUUCCCGAGUUAUUUGCAAACCAAAAGCUUCAACUCAAUAGCUUCGACGCAGCCAGCCAAGUUGCUAUAUCAAUUACACUGGUAUUUCUCUUGGCUUUCUACUUAUCCAAGCGUUCCAGACCGGUUUAUCUCGUGGAUUUCUCGUGUUACAAGCCGGAAGAUGAACGUAAAAUGUCGGUGGAAUCAUUCCUGAAAAUGAGCGAAGAGUGUGGUGCCUUUGAAGAAGACACACUUCAGUUUCAGAGGCGUAUAGCGAGCAGGUCGAGUGUUGGUGAUGAAACAUAUUUACCAAGAGGAAUAACAUCAAAACCACCAAAUCUUUGCAUGAAAGAAGCCCGGGCGGAGGCCGAAGCAGUCAUGUUCGGUGCACUGGAUUCGCUUUUUGACAAAACUGGCGUUAAACCAAGCGAUAUCGGAAUUAUUAUAGUCAACUGCAGCUUAUUCAACCCAACGCCUUCUCUUUCUUCCAUGAUAGUGAACCAUUACAAGCUCAGAACAGACAUCAAAAGCUACAAUCUCGGCGGCAUGGGUUGCAGUGCGGGCCUUAUUUCUAUCGAGCUAGCCAGAAACCUCCUUAACGCAAACCCAAACACGUGCGCAAUUGUUGUGAGCACCGAAAACAUUACUUUAAAUUGGUAUUUCGGCAAUGACCGGUCUAUGUUGUUAUGCAAUUGUCUAUUCCGCAUGGGUGGCGCUGCUAUUCUUUUAUCAAACAAGGCUCACGACCGGUCCCGCUCCAAGUACGAGCUGGUUCAUUUAGUUCGGACUCAUAAAGGUGCUGAUGAUAAAAACUACAACUGUGUGUAUCAAAGAGAAGAUGAUAAAGGAACCGUUGGUGUUUCCCUUGCAAGAGAAUUAAUGGCUGUAGCUGGAGAUGCAUUAAAGACCAACAUAACUACUCUUGGUCCUCUUGUGUUGCCACUGACAGAGCAAUUUAUGUUCUUUGUCACGCUCGUUCGUAAAAAGCUUUUCAAAGCAAAGGUUAAGCCUUACAUACCUGAUUUUAAGCUUGCUUUUGAACAUUUUUGCAUUCACGCUGGUGGUAGAGCAGUUUUGGACGAGUUACAAAAGAAUCUGCAACUCAGUGAUUGGCACUUGGAACCCUCAAGAAUGACUCUCCACAGAUUUGGCAACACAUCUAGUAGCUCAUUAUGGUAUGAGUUGGCUUACACAGAGGCCAAAGGGCGGGUUAAUGGUGGAGACAGGGUUUGGCAGAUUGCGUUCGGGUCGGGUUUCAAAUGUAACAGUGCUGUUUGGAGAUCACUGAAAGCGGUUCCGGUUGGUGAGUGGCGGGGUAACCCGUGGGUUGACUCCAUUGAUAAGUAUCCAGUUAAGGUUCCGGUGGCUUGAAUGACCAAGUGACUAUGUUGUGUGGAUUUGUUCAUUAUUAUUCUAUUUACUUUGUAAAACUUAAUUAAUGUGAAAAUCCUGCCCGUUAAUUGGAAUAGGAAGUAGUAAUUAGUGCGAAAUUACAUUUAUUGUAACGUGUUCGUGUAAACUUAAUUACAGUCUUAAAUAAAAGGAAAUUAUUUCUAAGA
Mangifera indica (mango) is the source of this 2019-nucleotide messenger RNA. RefSeq names its product 3-ketoacyl-CoA synthase 1. The record is from RefSeq and is a predicted model, not a curated record. The transcript has a single exon. The coding region runs from base 242 to 1831 and encodes 529 amino acids. Gene Ontology annotation, biological process: fatty acid biosynthetic process. Gene Ontology annotation, cellular component: membrane. Lineage: Eukaryota; Viridiplantae; Streptophyta; Magnoliopsida; Sapindales; Anacardiaceae. Gene Ontology annotation, molecular function: acyltransferase activity, transferring groups other than amino-acyl groups.